This is a messenger RNA of Scheffersomyces stipitis CBS 6054, 3102 nucleotides long. It is a transcript of the gene ADP1, whose product is annotated as putative ATP-dependent permease. The transcript has a single exon. The coding region runs from base 1 to 3102 and encodes 1033 amino acids. The record is from RefSeq and is a predicted model, not a curated record. Gene Ontology annotation, cellular component: membrane. NCBI's taxonomy places the organism in Eukaryota, Fungi, Ascomycota, Pichiomycetes, Serinales, Debaryomycetaceae. Gene Ontology annotation, molecular function: ATP binding; ABC-type transporter activity; ATP hydrolysis activity.
AUGAAACCCUGGGGAACACUCGCUCUAGCUACUACGCUAGUUUUGCCAUGGUUUCCUGUGGUUCUGGGAGCAGUACGAGUUGACUCUGAAGCUGAACUAUAUAACUCCUUUGAUAGGAUAAAGCGGGGAGCUGUUAUAAACGAUGUUUUUGAAAUCAAGCAGGCUCUAAUUGACCAACAAAAAGAGAAGAACGGUGAUAAGGACGAAUGUCCACCCUGUUUCAACUGUAAUUUGCCUAAUUUCGAGUGUGUUCAGUUUUCUGAAUGUAACAUAUUCACUGGUAAUUGCGGCUGUAGAGAUGGUUUUGGUGGGGUUGACUGCAGUGAGCCAUUGUGUGGGGCUCUUUCAGACGGGAACAACAAUAGACCCGUAAGAAAGAAGGCUACUUGCGAAUGCAAAGAGGGCUGGAAGGGUAUAAAUUGUAACAUGUGUACUGAUGAUUCUGUUUGUGAUGCUUUCAUGCCCGAUGGUUUGAAGGGGACGUGCUAUAAGACUGGUAUUAUCGUUAACAAGUUCCACCAGAUGUGUGAUGUAACGAAUCCUAAGAUCAUUCUGAUUUUGGGCGGAAAGAAGCCUCAAGCCACUUUCAGCUGUAACAAGACAGCAGAAAACUGUAACUUCCAGUUCUGGAUUGACGAGCGGGAGUCCUUCUACUGUGACUUGAACAAAUGUGUUUUAGACUAUGACCUAGUAGCAAACACUACGAAGUACAACUGUGAAGAAGUCGCCUGUAAAUGUUUGCCUGACAGAAUGUUGUGUGGAGAAGCUGGAUCUAUUGAUAUUUCUGACUUCUUGACAGAAACCAUUCGUGGACCAGGUGACUUCACCUGUGAUGUUGCUGACAGGAAGUGCCGUUUCUCAGAGCCCAGUAUGAACGACUUGAUCCAAAGUGUCUUUGGUGAUCCGUACAUCACGUUGAAGUGCAAAUCUGGUGAGUGUGUUCAUAAAAGUGAGAUUCCGGGCUAUGAAGUUCCUGAUAGAAAUAAGCUUACUUUGAACAACAUCUUGCUAUUAGCAGGAGUUGUUUUGGUUACAGCAUUAUUGGUAGCAACUACUAUACAUAACAUCCGUCAAUCUCCUUUGUUUAAAGCUGGAAUUGGUUCCUUCGAGCCAUUAGAUGGAGACUCGAGUGCUUUGAACAAUAACUUUACUCCUACCAAUAUUGCGUUUGAAGGUAUCAGCUACAGAGUUAGGAGUGGACAGCAGGUUUUGAAUAAUGUCUCUGGUAAAAUUGAGCCAGGUGAAUGUUUGGCCAUUAUGGGAGGCUCUGGAGCAGGUAAAACGACUCUCUUAGAUAUCUUGGCUGGUAAAAACAAGGGCGGUGAAGUUUAUGGAAGCAUCUAUGUCAACGGCAACAUAUUGAACCCAGACGACUACAAGAAAAUUGUUGGUUUUGUAGACCAAGAAGACCAUUUGAUUCCUACCUUGACAGUUUAUGAAACUGUUUUGAACAGUGCCUUGCUUAGACUUCCAAGGAACAUGACCUUGAGACAAAAGGAAUCUAGAGUUAUUGAAGUGUUGAACGAGUUAAGAAUUUUAAGUAUCAAAGAUAGAGUCAUUGGCUCCAACUUCAAAAGAGGUAUUUCGGGAGGUGAAAAGAGAAGAGUUUCUAUUGCUUGUGAAAUGGUUACCUCUCCUUCUAUCUUGUUCUUGGACGAGCCCACUUCUGGUCUUGAUUCCUAUAAUGCCAGAAAUGUUGUAGAGUGUUUGGUGAAGUUAUCUAGAGACUUCAACCGCACUAUUGUAUUCACUAUUCAUCAACCAAGAAGUAAUAUCGUUUCUUUGUUUGACAAGUUAAUUUUGUUGUCUGAAGGUGAUUUGAUUUACUCGGGGGAUAUGAUCAAGUGCAACGACUUCUUUGCUAAAUAUGGUUACCAGUGCCCUUUGGGUUACAAUAUUGCUGACUACUUGAUUGACAUCACCAUCGACCAUAAAAAGAUUGUUAGAGUACCAUCCGAAGAUGAGAUUGCAGAAGAAGGAAGCUCAGAAGGACACGAAGAUAUUCACCAAGCUUUUGUUGAAGAUACUGCGGGAGAGGUCGACACUACCAGAGAAUGGGAACACUUUGCUGUUCACAGAGAUGAGUACAACUACGCACCCUUAACUAAAAAAGGAUCGAAGGAUCAAAGCAAGUAUAUUCAGAUCAAGAAUAAGCUUCCUCAAAUCUUUGCUGAUUCAGUAUUGGCAAUCGAAUUACAGACUGAAAUCGAUGAGGCAAAGAAUAACCCUGUUCCUCUUGACUUAAAGAAUCAUAUGAUGAAGAAGGCUAGCUUCCUUAAUCAGAUCCUUAUCUUGUCUUCCAGAACAUUCAAAAACUUGUACAGAAAUCCUAGAUUGUUGUUGACUAACUAUGUCUUGUCUUUGGUGGUUGGUGCAUUCUGUGGAUAUUUGUACUACAGCGUAGCCAAUGAUAUUAGUGGAUUCCAGAAUAGAUUGGGUCUCUUCUUCUUCGUAUUGGCUUUCUUUGGUUUUUCGGCAUUGACUGGUUUACAUUCAUUUUCUUCAGAAAGAAUCAUUUUCAUCCGUGAAAGAGCAAAUAAUUAUUACCAUCCAUUUGCGUAUUACAUCAGUAAGAUUGUAUGUGAUAUUCUUCCUUUGAGAGUUCUUCCUCCCAUCUUGUUGAUUAGUAUUGCUUAUCCAUUAGUUGGUUUGACAAUGGAACAUAACGGAUUCUUGAAGGCUAUGGUCGUGCUAAUCUUGUUCAACGUAGCUGUUGCUGUAGAGAUGUUAAUUGUUGGUAUCUUGAUCAAAGAGCCAGGUACUUCGACUAUGAUUGGUGUGUUGAUCUUAUUGUUGUCGUUGUUGUUCGCUGGUUUGUUCAUCAACAGCGAGGAUUUGAAGGUUCAAAUCAAAUGGCUUGAAUGGAUUUCGCUUUUCCAUUAUGCCUACGAAGCUUUGUCGAUCAACGAAGUAAAGGACUUGAUAUUAAAAGAAAAGAAGUACGGUUUAUCUAUUGAAGUUCCAGGUGCUGUAAUCUUGAGUACUUUUGGAUUUGAUGUUGGUGCCUUCUGGAAGGAUGUUGCGUUCUUGGGUGGGUUAUCUGGAGCCUUCUUAGUAUUGGGAUAUCUUUUCUUACACAAUUUUACCAUAGAGAAAAGGUAA